UCAGAAGCAAAGAGGAAGCUUGGUUAGCUGCCAUUGGGGAUCAGCUCUCCGAGCCAGACGGACGAAAGUGGUAGCUUCUGGUUACCAUUUGCCGUCAAGCUGGACUACACGCAUUGAGAGGAGGGGUCAAAAAUGGAAUGCAAAGGGACUAUGAUUCCACAACAAAGGCAAGUUCUCUUUUUCCUUGUUCUGCUGGGUGUGUCUGGGGUGGCCUCAGAGCCGCAGCAGUUUUCAGUAGUGGAGGAGAUGGAGAGAGGCUCCUUUGUGGCCAGUGUGGCAAAAGUCCUGGGCCUGGAGGUGGGGGAGCUGUCAAAUCGGGGGGCCAGAGUCAUUUUCAAAGGGAACAAAGAUUAUUUACAGCUGCACCCUAAAACCGGGGAUCUGAUCUUGAGAGAGAAAUUGGAUCGAGAGGAGCUGUGCGGCCCCGCCGAACCCUGUGUGCUGCCUUUCCAGAUCUUACUGGAAAACCCUUUUCAGGUGGUUCGCACUGAGCUUAGGAUACAAGACAUUAAUGACCAUUCACCAGUAUUCCUAGACACUGAGACAAUCCUAAAAAUCUCUGAGAGCACCUCCCCCGGGACUGUGUUUCUGUUAGAAAAUGCGCAGGAUUUAGACGUAGGAAGCAACAGUCUUCAGAACUACACGAUCAGCUCCAACUCUCAUUUCCACAUUCAAAUUCGAGGGGACACAGAGGGCAGGAGUUACCCAGAGCUUGUCCUGGAUAAAGCCCUGGAUCGGGAGGAGCAGUCUGAGUUUAUAUUAACUCUCACUGCAAUGGAUGGGGGAACCCCACCCAGAUCUGGAACUGCCCAAAUCCUAGUGUUGGUUAUGGACAUCAAUGACAAUGCCCCUGUGUUCUCUCAGUCCCAGUAUGAUGUUCAAAUUCCUGAGAACAGCUCUAUUGAUUCCCUCAUUGCUGUAGUCUCAGCUAAAGAUUUAGAUACAGGAAAUAAUGGAGAGAUUUCCUAUUCGUUAUUCCGUGCCUCUGAAAGUAUUCGUAAAACCUUCCAAUUAAAUGAAAAAUCUGGAGAACUUCGUUUAAAAGAGAAACUGGAUUUUGAGUCAAUUCAGUCUUAUACAAUAAAUAUUCAGGCCACAGAUGGUGGUGGUCUUUCUGAAAAAUGUACUAUAGUUGUUCAAGUGAAGGAUUUAAACGACAAUCCCCCCGAGCUGACCGUGUCCUCAUUUACCAGCCCCAUUCCAGAGAACUUGCCUGAGAUCUCAGUUGCUGUUUUCAGUGUUUCAGAUGCAGACUCUGGGGAAAAUGGAAGAAUAGUUUGCUCCAUCCAGGAUGAUAUUCCCUUUACUCUGAAACCUUCUUUUGAGAACUUCUACACAUUGGUAACAGAGGGAGCACUGGACAGAGAGAGCAGAGCUGAGUACAACAUCACUAUUACAGUCACAGAUUUGGGAUCCCCCAGGCUCAAAUCUGAGCACAAUAUCACUGUGCUCAUCUCUGAUGUCAAUGACAACCCCCCAGUGUUUAUUCAAAGAGUCUAUAAACUGUACCUCCAGGAAAACAACAGCCCUGCCCUCCACAUUGGCAGUGUCAGUGCCAGUGACAGGGACUCAGGAAUCAAUGCCAAAGUCACCUACUCUCUGCUGCCUCCAGAGACUGGAGAACUGCCCCUCUUCUCCUACAUCUCCAUCAACUCAGACAAUGGCCAUCUCUAUGCUCUGAGAUCCCUGGAUUAUGAAGCCAUCCAAAGUUUCCAGUUCACUGUGAGGGCAGCUGAUGGUGGUUCCCCAUCACUGAGCAGCCAGACUCUAGUUCAGGUUUUGGUAAAAGAUGAGAAUGACAACUCUCCCUUUGUGUUGUACCCUCCUCAGAAUGGCACAACUCCCUGCCAUGACCUGGUGCCCAGAGCUGCAGAGCCAGGUUAUCUGGUGACCAAGGUGGUGGCUGUGGAUAGGGACUGGGGACAGAAUUCCUGGCUUUCCUACCAGCUGUUCAAGGCCACAGACCCAGGACUCUUCAUUUUGUGGGCCCACAAUGGGGAAAUUCGAACAGCAAGGCCCAUCAGUGACAGAGACACCAUCAAGCAGAGGCUCCUGGUGCUGGUGAAGGACAAUGGGCAGCCACCUCUAUCCACAAUGGCCACACUGAAUGUGCUCCUGGUGGAUGGAUUCUCUGAACCAUAUGUGAAGAUCCAAGACUCUAACAAGGAGGAAAUGCAGAGUGACUCCCUCACUCUCUAUUUGGUCAUUUCUCUGGUUUCAGUGUCCUUUCUAUUUCUAGCUUCUAUCAUUCUGUUUAUCACCAUAAGAUUGUGGAAAAGAAAGACUGAUGGAGGAAAUGGUCACUUUCCAUCAAGCACCCCCUUCCCGAGUCAUUUGGUGGAUGUCAGUGGCACUGGGACCUUGUCUCAGAGCUGCCAGUAUGAAGUAUGUCUGACCAGUGAUUCAGGGACAAGUGAGUUCAAGUUCUUGAAACCAGUUGUUCCCAACUUCCCUCUUCAAAAAUCUGGGAGUGAUGCAGAGGAGAAUCCAGCAUCUUGUAGUAACUAAAAUUAGGAGAACAGUUUUAAGAUCAGACUUUGGGUGUCUUUUUUUCCAGUCAGUUGCACUCAUUCCUUCUAAUUUCUUCCUUAAGAAAUUUAAUAUAUAACUUGUUUGUAUUUAAUAAAUUUGCAUGUUGGCAAUUGUAUCCUCUCAUUUGCAUUAAUAUUAGAAAAGAAGUAACAGUCUUUAGAUAAUGAAAAACUCUGCUUCCAAUCUAACAACAAAAUUAAACCAUAG
This is a messenger RNA of Vombatus ursinus (common wombat), 2739 nucleotides long. RefSeq names its product protocadherin beta-2-like. Gene Ontology annotation, biological process: homophilic cell-cell adhesion. Gene Ontology annotation, cellular component: plasma membrane. NCBI's taxonomy places the organism in Eukaryota, Metazoa, Chordata, Mammalia, Diprotodontia, Vombatidae. The transcript has a single exon. Gene Ontology annotation, molecular function: calcium ion binding. The record is from RefSeq and is a predicted model, not a curated record. The coding region runs from base 133 to 2508 and encodes 791 amino acids.